Brassica rapa (field mustard) is the source of this 9311-nucleotide messenger RNA. Its product is annotated as loricrin-like. The record is from RefSeq and is a predicted model, not a curated record. NCBI's taxonomy places the organism in Eukaryota, Viridiplantae, Streptophyta, Magnoliopsida, Brassicales, Brassicaceae.
CUCCCGAAAAACGAACUAUAUAUGUUGUAAAAAUUAAAGUAAUUUAAUAUUUUGAAAUUAUAGUUAAAAAAACUUAAUAUCAUAACAUCCAAAAAAUAUCCUAUAUCAAUAAAAUUUAAUAAAACAAUAUGAUAGAUGCUACUAUGUAUAAAAUUUACUAAAAUAAUAGGGUUAUAUUAUUUAAACAAAACAAUGUUUUUACUUAUAAAUCCUGUAAGAUACUAAAAAUGAAAUAUGUUAAAGUAUAUAAAAUAUAAUUUAUCUUAAACAUAUAUAUUUUAUAUAAUAUAAAUAAAUAAGUUUUUAAAAUUUAUCAUAUGCAAAAUGUAUAACUUAAAGAAAAAAACAUAUUUUGAAAGAGGUUUUUGUUUGAUUAUUUCAUAUUGUUAUUUUAUUAAACCUAACUAGAAAAUAUAUUUGUAACAAAUAAAAAUUAAUAAAAAAGUAAAAUGUAUUAAACAAAUCAUUAUAUGUUUUAUUUACACAAUAUAUAACACUAAAAUGAAAAUUAUAUAUUUAAAAGAUUUGUAAUAAUAUCAAAUACAUUUAUAAAAUGAAAAAAAAUCUGCACGGAUGUGUGGGUCAAAAUCUAGUUUUCAAUUAAGUUAAUGAAAUCAGUUGGAAAAAAAAUGUAUUAGUGCAUAUAUGUCUUAAGCCGGCACGCGCUUUGGAUGGAUGAUCGAAUAUAAAUCAUUUGUGGACUUUCAGUUUUUUUUUUUUUGACAUAGACUUUGGAUGUGCGGGUCAAAAUCUAGUUUUCAAUUAUCCAACCUGCUUAUGGUGAUCUCAUUGUAUAUUUGAUUGUUUGAACAUUGUUAUAUGCCCACAUACCCGUAAUAUAUAGUUGAUUUAUUAAAUGUUGACUUGUUUAUUUAUUUUUUUUUUUUUGUCAACAACAAACAGACUCAUAUAGACUCUGCGAACCAAUCCGGAAGCUCUGCAUCCAUAUGAACGAUGAAAGACGAUUGUUUUCUGGCACAUCGUGCUAGACUAUCCGCCUUUUAAUUUUCCGUCCGGGGUACAUGAAUGAUCUCUGAGCUAGUAAAACAUGUCUUCAGUAGCUUUAUGUCCUGCAGGUAAAUGUUGACUUGUUUCAAAUAUUAGGGGUGGGCAAAAAAACCGAACCGAACCGAUCGAAUCGAACCGACUGAACCAAAACCGAUUCGAACCAAACCAAAGUCCAUUUCAAAUUUUUCAGUUGAGAUUUUUCUAACCCGAACGGUUCAGUUCAGUUUGGUUUAAACCGAACCGAACCGAUAAACCGAAGUGUUUUUAUAGUUAUUUAAAUUAAAAAUAUUAGUAAUAUCAAGAUAUUAAAAUCCUAAUAUUAAGCCCACGUAAUUUCCUUUUGCACGAAGGAAAUCCUAAUAUAAUUUGAUUUCCAUGACACUUCGUCUAACUUUUGUAAUAUUCAUCAUUAAGCCCACAUUAUUUCCAUGUUAAUUUUUUUCAAUAGCGUAUACUUUUAAACCCUAAAAUUAAAACCUAAGCCAAGUCUAAUUAAAUUGAAUUUAAUUUACAUACUUAAUUUUUGAUUAUGUCCAACGCGAUUAUUUCAUGACAACCAUACAUGUAUGUAUUGAAACAUGAUUUCUUGUACAAUAAAUAAACUAAGAGAAAUUCGAUUAAACCGAACUGAACCGAAAUACAAACCGAAUUGAAUACAAGUCAAACCGAAUAUAAACCGAACCGAACAUAACUGAACCGAAAUCGAUCCAAACCAAACUAACUAUGGUUUACUUCAGCUGGAAAAAUUCUAGAACCGAACCAACUAAACCGAACCGAACUCAAAUCGAACCGAUAAAAUAACCGAAGUGCCCACCCCUAUCAAAUAUGAUCAUUUAGUUUUAUGGUCAAGCAAAUAAAGUAGUUAAUAAGUUUUUGUUUUCUUUCAGGGAAAAAGUACGUAAUCAAAGAGAAAAUGUCACAUUUAUUAAUUUUGUUAGUACAUUUGAAAAUUCCUUUGCAAUUUCUUGUAUCUUUAAUACACCAAUAAAAAUGUUUAGGCUAUCCCAUAACCUUCUAUACAUUUUCUAAGUUACGAUAACUUAGGUCUAUAAAAAAGAACACCAAAAGUCCUAAUUUUGUAUCACGGUCAGUUUCAAGAAAAUAAAAAUUUAAAGAAACAAUGAAAAGUUACAUUAUCUCUAUUAUUAAAAGACAAGUUAGAAAAUAUCUCUUAGUUUUUAAAAGUUAAUUACACUUCCAUGCCAGUAAAAAUUAAAUUUAAUUUCUUAUUUUAAUGUUUGUUUUUUUCAGUUAGAUUAAUGUGUUUUCCUUAUUCAAAUAUAAACUUAAUGUCAUUAAAUGAACCUACAUAUUUUAAUGUUUUUAUUUUCCAAUUAAAUUAAUGAUUUUUCCUUAAUAAAAUUUAAAUUUAAUGUCAUUAAAUAAACGUAAAAAUACAUCAUAUUUAACGUAGCUUAUUACGGACGAGUACAUCCCAAUAAUGAACUUGAAUUUUAUUUUUACGAAAACGUGAAUCACUUGACAUAUGUAAUAUUUAAAAUAUAUUAACUACAAUAUAACAAAUGCAUAUAACCUAACUAUAUUUUAGUUUGAAAUGAUCAUGCUCAAGUUUUAUAGAGUCAACUUACAUCAUGCAUCUAUCGAUGUACAAUAUUCAAACCGCCUAUAGUUUUCGUUUUCUUUAUAGGAUGUAUCAACCAACCAAUCAUCCUAUUGAUUUUCUAAUCUUUAUAAAAAAACAAAUCAAUAAAUACAAACUCAAAAUCCAAUAUCUUUUAUUAAUCAAAACAUAAUAUCUUCAAUGUCGUAUCUUUAAUGUACAUAUUAAAUAUACAAACUGUAACCAUAAUUCCACUAAUUAUAAUAAUAGAUUUGAUUCCAACCAAUUGAUCUAUUACUUUGUUAACUGAUUUGAUUGCAGAAGAGGAAACAAUAAAUUUAAAAUUUGCAAGAAUAUAAAGAUAUAGAGAUUCCAACCAAUUGUCUAUAUUUGCGUAUGAUUUUCGCAUAAUAAGCUUCAAAUUAAACAUUGAAAAAGAUAGAGAGAUUUUUUUAAUCUUUUACCGACACAGAACUUAAACAAAACGAAGAGUUAAAGGUAAUUUAUUUUUGUUACACUUCCCGGAAAAAACGGUUACAACAUGGGCUUUCAUAAUACGACCUUUUAACAUAUUAAUGUUAUGGACAUUUAAUAAUUAUCUUGACGAAAAACAAAGACUAUAAAUAAUUUAUAAUAAAAUUAUGAAAUUAUUUACAAUUUGAUGACUAAUUCAUCGCCCUUUUUAUAUGUUAAUUUUUUCAUAGAAGUUUAAAAAUCAUUGUAUUUUCUUUAAACAUGUAUAACUGAUUUAUAAUCUUUUAUGCCAUGCUAAGUCGUGAUAUAAUAUUUCUUCAUAUUUUACAUUAAUAACCAUUGUUUUUAUAUAUCAUCUACAAUUCUCUAAUUACGUCUAUUUGUUCAAUUUUUUAUAUGAUAUUGAAUAUUCAUCGUAAAUAGAUGGUUUAAGAUGCCAAAAAAUAUUUAGUUGGUGAAUAUAAUACAUCAAAUAUUACAAAUACAUCAUUUAGUUAAAUAAAUAACCAAAAAUCGAAAAUUCAUACCCGCGCGGGUCAGGAUCUAGUUGCUCUUAUUGUAUGCGGUUGCUUCGCAAUAAUCGUGGUUGGUCUCAUCUUAUGGUGUCUUCAGAACCGCAAAAAGAAAAAGCGUGGUCUCCUUCACCUCCUCCGCCAGUAAGUGACGUUGAAAAAUGUAGAAGCAGUGUCGUUCCAAGAGAUGGGGGGCUCCUUGUUUUGACAGGAACUGCUGUCACCACACCUGUUGUAGCUGCGGCUGUAAUCAGGGGCGGACGUAGGUGAAGACGUACGGGGUCACGUGCCCCGUCUCUUUUUCAUUUUCCUUGCAUAAUGUAUACAACUCAUGCAAUACUCCUCUAAACCUACAACUAAAUCUGAUGAAAUAAAAUUAUGUGCCCCCGUCCAAAUGGCCUCCUACAUCCGCCACUGGCUGUAACCACCGGGAUAUCUAAAGACAGUAGUGGUGGCUCCGGUGGCGAUGAAGGUGGAGGAGAGUGUGAUGGUGGUGCAAAUGGCGGAGGGUUGUUGUGGUUGUGGCGGUUUUGGCGGGCGUGGCGGGUGUGGAGGUUAAAGAUCUUAUAUCGUUAUUAGUUAUGUAAUAGUUAAGUUAUAUUUGCGUGUGGUAUAUUUAUGUGCCGAUAACAUAUUUUGCAUGUAAUAAAUUUAGAUCAUGAAUAUAAGAUUUUAAAGUGUGAUCUUCUUAAUGAGAAAAAUUAUACGUAUAGUUAAUGAAUCAUCAUAAUAAGAUGAAUAUAACCAUAUUAUGUAAAUCUGAAUUUUUCUUGUUUUCGGAAUUUUUUUUUCUGUAGUAUGAUUACUGAGUCUUGUGAAUUGAACUUUCUAACAGAACUCUAAUUACUCCAAAAUAUUGACUAUACGUAAGUGGAAGGGCUUAUUUGAGAAUGUUUUUUGUAACAACCCAAUUCGUGGAAACUAUCCACCUCCAUGGGCCAAUUAAUCUGCAGGUCAAUUCGUCACAACAUUUCAUAUGGGAAUGUUGUUAAAGAGUGAGCUCUUGGAUUCGAGGAACACCAAGCGCACCAAUAACCUACAUAUAGGAGUCAGUAAAGAUUUGCAUGUGAAGAGUUAGGGCCGAUGUCCUGUAGGGCUAGCCUGAAGCCCACGGGGCGGAUUGUUACAAUAAAAGUCAAUUUUUUUUUUCAUGUGACAACCGUUCCGCGGACACAGGCUCACAGUCCUACAGGACACCGAUCCUAAUUAUCCUUCACAUGUGAAUCUUCACUGACUCCUCCAUGUAGGUUAUUGGUGCGCUUAGCGUUACUCGAACCCAAGACCUCACCCUUUGACAACAUUCUUCAACUGGUAACAGCUUUUUCCUGUGAAAAUAUUGUUAAAGGAUGAAGUCUUGGGUUCAAUAAACUCCAAGCACACUAAAAAUUACGUGGAAAAAUCAAUGAAGACUCACAUGCAGGGGCGAAUGCAGAGAUAUUUUUGAUUGGGUGCACAAUUAAUUUAAAAAUAAAAAACACUAUGUAAAGGAUCGAACCUGGAUAAAUUGUGGGUGCACUAGAGCAUUAUAACCACUUUAUCUAAUAGAAUUACAUUGAUUUUGCUUACAAUUUUUGUAAAAUCAAUAUUUUUAUGGGUGCACCUGCACCCCUAACUCAUAGUGUGGCUUCGUCUCUGCUCACAUGUGAGGAUUUAGGGUCGGUGUUGCUCUGUAAGUCUGGGUCCGUGGAACGGGUUGCUAUAGUUUAUUUUAUUUCAUUAACAAAAAUAGUAUAGACUUAUACCACCUGACUAACUGUUCAUGGUGAAUAAUCGUUUAAUACCUCAUUCGUCAAAUUUUGAAUAAAGUUAAAACUAGAUAUCAUUUCAAUUAGCCAAAUGAAAAUUAAACGAAUCAAGCAUGUUUAAGGUCUCUUUCAUGACUUAACUACAUAGAGAGGAGUAAGAUGAAUCAGCCGCGUCCGAGUAACAAAAACAUAAAAGCUGAUAGUGCUAGAAUGUUGUGAGUUAAAAUUAGUUUAGAUGGUUCAACAAAUCCAAGUAAGAAUUUCACUUGAUUACAUAAUAUUUAAAUUUGGGAGAAAUUUAUGCAAUUAUUAAUCCAAAAUAUCCUAAAUAAGAUAGUUUACAUUACUUUCUGGGUUGCAAAACCUUCCAAACUGUGAUAUAUAGUGACUCUAACUGGUGACCAUUAAAAUAAGAAUAUGAAUGAAUAGGAAAUGAAUGAAUAGGAACAAAAUAAAGGAAUGAAAAUGAAUAUUUAUUCUUUUUGUUCCAUAUCAUUUUUGAUAAGGAAUAUUUUUCUUCUAUAGUUCUCUAAAAUUCAAAAAAUGAUAAGGAAUCAAACGCAGAGAAAAUUCCUCAUAAAUGGUGUAAUUUUUUUAGAAUGAGUAGGAAUUGAUUAUUCCCCUUAAUUUCAUAUUUCACCAUUUGGACCCAUUAUAUUAUGUAAAAAGAGAGGAAUGAACAAAGUCUUUCUUUUUGUUUUUGCUUUUAAGCAAUUUAAUUUUUUCUAUUAUGUUGUAUUAUUUUUGAGUUUGGGUUUUUUCAUAUUAUGUGUAAAUAAUUUUCUUUGUUGAUUAACAAAUUUUACAUUUUAAGAAAAUAAAAAUUUUAAUUUUUUUGGUUUGGCUUUAGAUUUUCCUGAAUGUAUUUAUAUAAGAUUUGAUUGCAUAUUAAUCAGAAAUAUCGUUUACAAAAGCUUUAGCUUCCUAAGCUCUUUCGUCAAUAAAUUGUUUGAAGUCUUUCGGGAAAUCUUAGUUGAUUUUUGUAUAAAUGGUUAUAUGAAAAAGUUGUUAGUAAGAAACUAAAUAAGAUUAUGGCAUAAGCUAUAUAGAAAUCAUUUCUAUCUAUCAUACCGAUGUAAGAGUUUGAAUGUCCAACAUAUUUAGAUAGAAUAAUAGAAUACAUGUAUUAAAUUACAUUAUCCAUUUAAAUUAUUUUGAGAAUGACAUUCCGAAUAUUUCUCGCGUGUCUGAUGUGUAUGGCCGUAUGGGUAAAGUCAUCACACGUUUUUGUAUUGACCAGAAGUAUAAUGACGUUCCAAAUAUUGUGUAGAAUGAUGCUUCUAAUAUUCAACCUAUUAUUGUGAUCUCAUAGUAUAUAUGACUAUAUGUUUUAACACGGACUAAGUGUAGAUAGCUCUAUGGAUUGUUGACUGACCUCUAAAAAGGGAUCGGAACUUGUGAAAUUUUGUUGACAAGAAAAAGUAAUCAUUAAUCAAGAAGAACAUGUCUUGGCGACUUUUGCUUGAAACUCCUUUGCAAUUUCGUGUAUCUUUAAGAAACUAAAUAGGAGUACGGCAUAAACUUCUAUAUAAAAAAGGACACUACUAUCCAUUUUUGUAUCAAUUUAGCUACAGAAAAAAAUUUAAUGGAUACUUUUGUAAUUGUCAUUAUUAUAGUAUGUGCCGGUAUUGUUUUGCCGUCUCUUGUCUUAUGUUGUGUCCUCACACACAGAAAGCAAAGGCCUUUAGUGUCUCAGUCGCGAGAUUUGGAAAUGGGUCAAACGGGAUCAAAAGAUGGAGGACUUGUUGUUUUGACAAGGAAUGUUUCCACUACAGCUACUACGGUAGCUGCGGCUGUGAUCAUCGCAGAUUCUGGCGGUGGGGGCGGCUGUUGUUGUGGAUGUGAUGAUGGUGGAGGCGGAGAUGGAGGAGGAGACGGUGGUGGUUGUGGAGGGUGCGGCGGCUGUGGAGGCUAAGCGGGUUAGGUUGUUGUUGUGGAUGUCAUGGUUUAACCUUUUUCUUUCGUGGUUUAACUAUUAACAUAAUGUAUGUACGGAAUGUAUGACCUCAACGUGUAUAAAUCGAUGUAUAUAGUGAACUGUUCAAAACCUAAUGAAUAUUUAACCUAAAUAUUUUUUUUUUAACAUCAAAACAUUAUUCUAUUACUCGAAUUUGAAGUGGUCCAAAUAACUAUAUUGGAAUAAAACAAUCAACGAAAUACAAUCUCUAUAAAAUACUUUUUCAUCUCAGCUAAUGAAUUUGCUGAAUUGUUUUCUGAUUGGGGGUGGUAUAUAAUUAUGAAGUCUUGAAAUCUUCUUUUAGAACAAGUUACUCUUUCGACUCUGCUGAAAAAGCUUGGCCACGCUCUUGAGUCUGCUAUCAUCAAUAUGAGAUUCUUGGAAUAAGUUUCAAAGCGCUGAAAUGUUGAGUACUCAAACAUAUUUUUCAUUGUCCACUAUGAGAUUCUUGGAAUAAGUUUCAAAGAGAUGAUCAAGAUACUAUCUUUUUCUGAUAUUUUAUGCCCAUAAGUUGAAUCGUACCCAAUAUUUUUUUCUAAAUCUAGCCAUAACCACACAAAAAAAAAUGAAUCAAGAGUCCAUGAUCCAUCCAUCAUAUAAAUAGUCUGAAAGCAUAGUGUAGGUAGCGAAUAUUUUUGUGUGUUGUUGAAGAUAUAUAUGUAUAUCAUACGCACUUAUUUCCAAAUUAGAAAAGGUCUGUAACGUCCAACUUAUGCAAUAUGAAAACUUCCCACAACUACUCCAAUAAUGUCAAGAUAAAAAAAACAACACACACUAAUGAGAUAUAUGUUAGAAUGCAAAUAAGUCAAAUCUAACAAUACUAAAAGUUGGAUAUACUCAACACAGAAGCUGAUUUUUUACCACGUCAUAUCAAUUUAACUCAACACAUCAUUAUUUCUGGGCUUAUAGCAAAUCAAAGUGGCCCAUUAACUGCCCAUCUCGCAUUCAUAGCAAACGAUGCAACUCUUCUGCUCCACCACCAUAUUUUCCGAUUUCUACAAAUCUCCGUUUCAAAGUUCUGAUAAUACAUUCAAUUCACUUCUUUUUGCUCUUAUCUUCUCCUUUCACCUCCCUUUGUUUUUCAUCUUAUAUAACCUCUUUAUUAAUACUUACAUCAAACCACAUUGUAGAAACUCUAUACAAGAAUAUCAAGCUAUGGCCAUGGAAUCGAUUCAUACCUCUGGCAAGUAUUGUAGCCUUAUAAUUUUUUUUAUAGAAUUUUCGAUCCUGAUGGUAAACUGAUUUCUCUUCUGAAGACCAUCUUAACUGGUUCAAGGUUCCAUUUCUACCGGAUUUUGUCAUCUUUUGACGGUGAGGUCCAUAAAAGAGUUCGAGAUAAGUUUUGCAAAGCUGUCACCUUUUAAAAUUGAGUACUGAAUCUGACAGUGUUGUAAUUUUCUUACUUGCUCCAACUCUACUCUGAUUCAUAUACAGAUGCUCUUCGCACCAACAACAGAGAAAUGGUAUGUGUUCUUAUCUCUUGAAAGUUUACUUCAACAAGCAUAUUUGAUCUUAACGAUCCAUAAAUGGUGUAGAAAAUAAAAGUCUUAGAUCAGCUUGCGAGAAAAAUCUUAUUUUAGAAAAAACUAUUCACCAUGUUUCUACAAUCCUUUAAUCAUGUUCAUCGGUUUAGUUCUAUGAAUUAACUCUAAAUCGAUCAGUGAGGUCAAGCUUUAAACUUUUGAAAUAGUGCUUUUUUACCUGCAGUGUACUCAAUGUCUAGCUGAAAAUUUUCAUAAAUCCAAACACUUGGAUUGGUCACAGUAGAAAAAUAGAACAAAGCAUCCUCAACUCGCCAUGGUGGCUGUAAGGUACACUCCAAAGAAUAUCUGCAUAGAGAUAUCAAACCUGAUGAAUUUCCCAUGGGCAUAGUCAGGAAAUCGAACAAAGUUUAUGUAAUUGACUUAGGACUUGCCAAACUAUAUCGUGAUGCCAGCACCAACCGCCACAUCCCUUGCAAGUAUUUUUUACUACCUUGUGAUCCAUUUGUAGAUGCUAAAAUAUAUAUAUCUGUUCUAAGUGGUAAGGUCAUAAUAUGACUUAUUGCCUUUAUU